UUCUUGGGGAGGUCUCCAUCUUUCGUCCAAGCCGCAUUUGCAACCUUCAACACGCCCAGGCUCACACCACGCCUCGCCCCAACAACUUCUGGGGUUCCUCGUCGCGCCAGACUUGUAGUCCGCCGCCAUUCGAAUUUCCUGUUCGCUCCUUAAAAUCUCGAAGUCACGUCAAGCUCCAAUCCUCCAAUCCUCCAAUUCUCGCGGCAGCACGGAUUCGAUCAAGCGAUUCCGAUGACUUUAUGACGGAUCUUCCCAAGCCCUCCCGAACUCGGCUCGCCAAGCCGCUCCAAUGGAGAAAAAGAGGAAGCUGCCAGCGCGCGCUGCUGCGAGGGUCGAGCAGGCUUCCAAGAAGAGGACCAUGACUCCUCCGCAGAGGUCGCUUACGCCUGCGUCUGUGCCCGAGCCCGAGCCCGAGCCCGAGCCGUCUCCCGCCGCCGACCCUCCGCCGUUGCCAAAGUCGAUAACUGCCGGCAAACCUCUGCCCGCAGUUGAGACUCCCCAGCCCGACGACCUCUCGGCCAAGGAGUGGCAGUCUAUUUCGGAAAGUGGCGUCCUAGCCGAGUCCCUCUCACGCUCGCGCCAAAAAUGGAUCACCGAGGGUAUUUUCGAAAAAUUUUGGACGAAACCAACCAAACGAAAGGGCGUUGUAAUCGAAGAUUCGAACAAUCCACCAAAGGAUAGCAUGGUCAAGCUAGGCCAAGUCACAAUCACGGUCGAACCUCACGUUUUCGAAGCUACUAUGUAUGGCGUUAAGGACCCGAAACCUCCGCCCGUCCCUCCUACGGACUCGCGUCCCGUUGUCCUCUAUGGACCUCCGAAUGGUAUCAUGCCCCCUCCCCCUCCCCCGAAACCGGCCCCUUCCAAGAAGGUCUCAACCCCGACAUUGGCCAAGUCGCAACACCAGCCCCAGCCCCAGCCCCCGCCCCCAACCCAAUCCCCGGCGCCGAAUCCGAACCAGCCAACAGCGGAAGCUCAGUCGGCGCCACAAAACGUAUCUCAGCAAGCCAACCCUUCAACCGCUCGAGAUUCCCCGUCUUCAGAACCCAUGGUGGUGCCAGCCGCGGGGAGACCGCUCGUAGCCUCGUCUCCCCGUGGAAUGGAGUCGGUUCUCUCGCCUCCUGUUGUCGCCCCCCAUGCACCCACCCAGAGACCCCCUCCGCUCACAACACCGCCUACAGCCCCUCAGCCUCCUCGGCCCUCUCCCUCUCCCUCUCCCCAUUUAAUGGCUGGGUCACACUCAAUGGUACCCCCUGGUCCUCCCGCGGGUCCCGGGAGACCUUCUGGUCCACCAUCAGCAUCUGCGUUGGGAAGACCCCCGGCUGCCAAUGGCACGCCUACUGCACCCAUCACUGGAGCACCAGGGAAGCCGGCUCCGGGGACAGACCCCAUCAUUCUUACUCUGGCAGAAAAGGCAGGAGAGGACCCUCAGCUACGCGACCUGAUGAAACGUGUGGCACAGGGCGAUGCCGCGAAAGAUGAACUGGCAAAGUUUCAAGCCAUCAUAGAUGCGAUCACGGUUGAGAGCAAGCGGAAGGGCAUGAUGGGCCCGUCCGCAGAUAGGUUGCUGGUCGAUGGGCGAACGGUCCGGUAUUUUGCCCACGAGGUGCGGGCAAUUCUGGAUAUUGUCUUGUCGUCCAAGCCAAAUCAGACGGCUGCCGAUCUGCGACCGCCAGCAAGAAGCGAUCCAUUAGUGGUGACGUUGGUCAAGAGGGCUCUCGACGACAACAUGGUCAAGGAUAUGGUCCGACGCAUCGCCGACAACAAACCCCAGUUCGCAGAUGCGUCGGAUCUCAAGGCAAUCCUAGAUGAUCUACGUCAGAAGCUCCUUAAAGAGAAGGAAAAGCAACGCACGCAAUCGCCUGUUCCUGCAACUGCCGCGACAACCCCAAAGUCUAGCAGUGCCCCCGAUAAGCAACCUGCCGCAACACCCGCCGUUGCGACUCCCACCCCCCAGCAGCCCCCCCCUGCGCAACAGGCUCUCCGCUCCAAGGGCCCGCCGCCACCGCCAAAACUCGAUGUUUCGGCCGUCGUCUUCGAGUUUGCAGGCGGUACCGGGGAUCGAUACCUGUUUCCCAAGUUCAGCAUCAUAGAAUAUACUACAGUGACCACCGGACAGCAGGCGGUAGCCUCCUUCAUGAUUGUGCGCAAAGGAAGCAAGUCGGAGUACCCCAUGGCCGAUCCCGAUUUGGAUUACUACCAGCCUCUGACAAUUCGGCUCUUUUCUCCCACCGGCCGGCACCUGGAGAAUCUGACCAAAGUAGUGGCUCCGAGGGAAGAGGUGAGAAGGUACAUGGAGGACAUCAUGGACAAGAUGACGCGUGCCGAGUACAUCCUACUUGCAAUGCGACUGCCUAGGGGCGAGGGCAAGGAUGAGCCCGGAGCCGACGAGAAAGAAAAGGAGAAGGAGUCAGAACCGGACAGCACGGGAUCGAAGACAGGCGAGAUUGAAGCUGCAAAGAAGACCCCACAGCCAGGGGUGCUCUGGGCGAAGCCGCCCAAGCCGGAGAUCAGAGAACUGCCGCCACGGUCGAGAGUGUACAAGAUGGACGUGGAUGACCAGUACCAGAGCUUCAUAUCCGGCGUCAGCCGCAAGGAGCCAAAGGAGACAUGAUGACGCGGCAGGGUUCCGUCCCGAAGUGGAUCAGAUCGGACAAUGUUCGACCGAGGUUGCGGGGCCGUUGUCCCAGUACUCCCCUAUCACUAUUUUUUGUUCUGUCUUGCUGUGUAAAGCUAAGGCGCGGGGAGGGGUGGAAAGGCAGUGUGCUGCCGAUCGCCGUAGUGCGAGUAAGCGUCUUCUUUUUAGGAGGGUUUUUGGACGGAAGGGCGGUGUGGAAACUCAUGGCAGCGGUUCAUGCUAAAAAGGCGUUAUUAGGAUGGGUGCCCGGACGAGAAACUCGAUAAAAACCACAAGUUUGGGGGAGGUGUCUGCUUUUUUUUCCUCCCCCGGCACCCAAUGUUGUACUAUGUAAGGUUCGAUGGCACGCGGCAGUAU
Molecule: messenger RNA, 2992 nt
Organism: Lasiosphaeria miniovina
Lineage: Eukaryota; Fungi; Ascomycota; Sordariomycetes; Sordariales; Lasiosphaeriaceae
Exons: 2
Coding region: 290-2611 (773 amino acids)
Biological process (GO): chromatin remodeling
Cellular component (GO): Swr1 complex
Molecular function (GO): ATP-dependent H2AZ histone chaperone activity
Source: RefSeq, a predicted model, not a curated record